AUGCUGCGAGACAAUGCGUUUACGAUUGAAAAGCAUUUCAGAUUGAAAAUCGUUGAGAGUAUACCUCAGAAUGUUACAUUCGGCACAAGCAAACUGCCUGAGAGUACGUUUAGUGCAUGGCAAUCGUUGAUUCGUAACUGCAGGUCUGAUCUUCUGAUCGCCGCCUAUAAGUCGAGUCUUCGCGGAAAGCAUGUUCUUGGUGUUGAAAACCAGCAAGCGUUCUCACUGCAGGGUGAAGAAAUAUUCAAUUCAUUGCUGGAAAGUGGUACGGAAAAAGGUGUUCAAAUUAGGAUCGUGGAGAACUAUCCACCAAAAGAUAAAGGUGACAAUGAGGAUGCGGCAAGUCUACAUAGGAAAGGUGCAGUCUAUCGUCGACAUUUGAACUUUAAACAAAUUCUUGGUAAAGGAACAAUGCAUUCGAAAUUCAUCGUGAGCGAUCAAAAGAGUUUCUAUUUGGGAUCGGCGAAUCUUGACUGGCGAUCGUUGAAUCAAAAAAUGGAAUUGGGUGUUGUUGUUACGAAUUGCCCAUGUCUGGCCAACGAUCUCUCAAAUAUUUUCAAUUCUUACUGGCAGCUAACCGCUGAUGGUGCUUCAAUAUCGUUCGAUCACGCCGCUAAUCGUAUUCAUCAGAAUGAAGCUUCUUCAACCAUCUAUAAUAUGCAGAAUCCUCUUCGUAUUAUUCAUCAUGGCCUUCCACUCAAUGUUUUUAUUGCAACCUCUCCACCGGCACUGAACGCACCACAUCGCACAUGGGAUUUAGAUGCAAUUUUACGAGCAAUUGAUGAUGCGAAAUCUUAUUUGUAUAUACACGUUAUGGACUAUUUUCCGAUGUUCAUCUACAGCAAACCACCAAGAUAUUGGCCCACUAUCGAUGAUGCAGUGCGCCGCGCAAUCUUUCGUGGUGUUGAAGUGAAAAUGCUAACUGCUGCACUACAUUAUCCAAAACUGGGUUUACCUUUCCUUUCAUCACUGGAAUCACUCAGUGGUAUCAACCCAAAUGGUUCAAUUGAAGUGCGUAUUUUCAAAGUACCAACAUCCACCGGGGUGCAAACAGUGAUAUUACGAGAACGACGAACACACAAUAAAUUUUUAGUGAGCGAUAAUACGGUUGUCAUUGGAACAUCGAAUUGGUCGGGUGAUUACUUUGACGGUGGUAGUACAGGUGCAGCAUUUGUGGCAGUUCAAGAUGAGGAUAGCAGCCAUCGUGAAGCGAACAUUAUCGGUAGUGUAUCACUGAUUGACGAAAUGAAGGAUAUCUUUCUACGUGAUUGGUAUUCUGAAUACACACAUUCUGUGGCGGAUUAUAUCGACAAAUGUUUACUGACAAAAACGGAUUCAUUUUGUGAAGUUGAUAAGGAUCCAGCAUUACUCGCUGAAAAUCAGAUGCAAUGA
Messenger RNA from Anisakis simplex (herring worm), 1392 nucleotides. The record is from the annotation of a GenBank genome assembly. Lineage: Eukaryota; Metazoa; Nematoda; Chromadorea; Rhabditida; Anisakidae.